CUGUUGGGCGUUUCUCCGCGAUUUUAUGCUCGACUUCCAUCGUCACGACUUUCAAGAAGUCUAGGAAAUCUUUCAACCCUUCAUCAUUGUUUUCCUCUGUUGAAGAGACAUUGUGUCAUGUCAUUCAUUGAUGAUCCAGAACUGCGAGCCAAGGUACUCAGCCUAGCCGCACAAGCGGAUCGUGGUCAAGGCAGGUCCUUAGACGAGCUUAUUGCUAGCGAUGGCUCAGUAAGGGGCCAGGAAGCCCAACGCUUGCGUAACUUCUACACCUCAGAAUGUAUGGAACCUGGCCGUGAUCUGGAUUUCUAUGGUCGUCUCCUUUUCAUGGGCAACCUCGAAGCCGUGAAGGAUGAUUUUCAUAAUCGAGUGACAAGCCAUAGGUCUAGCUCAUCUUUUGACGAGGAAGCUCGAAAGAAAGCGGCAGACGAGCUAUAUUCGCUCAAAUGGGGGCCGACACGUGUUCCAAUUUACCAACUCUUAUACUUCGCAGGUGCCAUUUACCCGGAAAACCGUCAGAAGCAGUUGCAGGUGAUGAGGUGGCUCAUCGACGAAGCUAAGGUUUCAGUGGAUGGACGAGAUUUGUUGGGCUCGACAGCGAUACAUCUUACGCUUUCCACGAAACCUGGGUUCGACCCAGAAAUUGCUCAGAUUCUCUACGAUGGUGGUGCUGACGUGAACCUUCGGAACCGGCCUGGCGCCAACGCGGCGCACGAAUCGACCAUGAUUUUGGAACCGAACAUCGUGGAGAAGGGCCAGACGGCAGCUAAAGCUGUCGAUUGGUUCCUUACGCACGGAGGGAACUUGGAUAUUAAAGACAACAAUGGGGGUACUGCGCGGAGCAAUAUUAACCUCUUACGCAAAAUGCCAAAACAGUACCAGAAGACUUUCGCACCGCUUUAUUCUGUUGUCGAGCGUGCGGAUAAACGACGCAAGGAACUUGGUGAUACGUGUUGCACACUUUGUGGCACCGUCCCAAACGGGGCAGCGAAACUCUUGUUCUGUUCCAGGUGUAAGGUCGCGAGGUACUGUGCACCUCCAAAAACCUGUCAGAAACUCGAUUGGCCGAAUCAUAAAGAGCCCUGUGCGAAGGUGGCGAAAGCGUUGGAUACAGCUAAUCCACCGAAGAGGGCAAUGAAGUAGCUCAGUGUUCGUGUAUUUCCUCUCGUUACGUAUCGUGUUGACUAGCGGAUAGCUGAUUCGAUCCUCGUAACGAGUAGGUGAACGGAUAAGAGUGUAGUCUCCCUCGAGCCUGGCUCAUUGACCGAGCAGAUGUCACCACGAGGGCUAGCGUCUCUUAAAGCUUGCUACAGUUCAUUGUCACGCUAAUUCAAAGUCAGAGAGACAACAUUGGGACUUAGAUACUUUCAUCAUGCUACCUAGAAUAUGCUCAGAGUCAAUGAAUCUGCAUCUUCGCCUUUCGAGCGAAGGACAUGGACUAGCUGAGCACUUGGUGAGCCUAUCUUCCUUGGCUUUAACCUUUAAAU
Molecule: messenger RNA, 1484 nt
Organism: Somion occarium
Lineage: Eukaryota; Fungi; Basidiomycota; Agaricomycetes; Polyporales; Cerrenaceae
Source: the annotation of a GenBank genome assembly